Thunnus maccoyii (southern bluefin tuna) is the source of this 3232-nucleotide messenger RNA. Its product is annotated as arf-GAP with dual PH domain-containing protein 2-like. Gene Ontology annotation, molecular function: phosphatidylinositol bisphosphate binding; GTPase activator activity. The record is from RefSeq and is a predicted model, not a curated record. Lineage: Eukaryota; Metazoa; Chordata; Actinopteri; Scombriformes; Scombridae. Bases 1615 to 2757 code for a protein of 380 amino acids. Gene Ontology annotation, biological process: positive regulation of GTPase activity. The transcript is spliced from 11 exons. Gene Ontology annotation, cellular component: plasma membrane; intracellular membrane-bounded organelle.
UCAGUUAAAGGUUUAAUUUCUCAAUGUGAGGAUGUAAUUGAUUUUUCAAAGCCCUUGUUCACACUGCCAGAGAUAAAAUUCUAGUAAGGAAAUAUUGAAAUAUUUUUCUGGCUGAAAAGUGGCCAAGUAUGAAUAUAUUGAGUCUAAAUAUACUGCAAUCAGGCCAUAAAGUGUCCACCAUGUGUAAGUUGUUAAUUGUGGAGUGUAAACUUCCCUUGGGUUGCCAAACGCCUCCUUUUGGUUAUUGUUUUAAUUCUAUACAUUUCACUGUAUUAAGAACAUAGUGUCUGAUGAAAAACAACUACAGCAUGGAGCCUUAUGUGAAGCAGAAUUUAUCCCAAAGUUACACAGUUAUGUUCAGAUACAUUAUCAUUAGCUACAGAAACAGGCAGGUUUACUGGUCUCUCUCUGAGAUUUAGAGGAAACUGACGACUCUUUUUUCUGGAUGAAUGAUUAUAAGAAACUUGAGUGAGUGUUUAAGGAAGGGAACUUUUUGUGUGGCUGAUUAAUAGAGCUCGGUGGCACAAAAGACAAAAAUUCUUUGUUUGCAAUGUAGUGUUUGAUUAAUGUGUCAACACUGCACCACCUGCCCAGAGCCAAACAUAGAAGAAGUAAUGACUAACUUUAGCUGUAGGUCUGCUGAAUGUGUAGAACUUUAGUAGGAGGGAUUUUUGUUUUUUCAUUUGUUUGUUUGUUUUGCUAAUAGGACGUUUUUACAGCAGACACACUUGCCAUGGUAAGGUAAGGUAAGGUGAUUUUUUUUUUUUCAGUUCACCUGUCCCCUGACGGCCAAAACACGUUUCUGCACACAAAAAAGGAACCUAGAUGAGACAAAAAAGGGAGAAACCCCUGAGCAAAUAUCAAGGGAGUGGCAGUGAUAGAGUUACAUCUUGUGUAUUUCCACAUCAUCAUAUUUAAAUUACAUGAGGGGCGUUGUCCCUUUCUUGUUUCUUGGCCAAAUGAAAAUGAUAUAUUCUAUUAUACACUUGCCACUAGCAAGUAUUUGUAUAAAAGUAAAUCACUUGCUGGUCAGAAUUCAUACAGAUUGUAGUGAUUUGGUUUGAACUUCACAUAUUUCAAUAGGUCUAAAAAUAAGACUUAACACAAUGUACUAGAAAGCUUUAAUGCUUCAAUACAUUUAUUUAUACAUUUUAGUUUCUUUAUUAAAGAUAUAUACAUAUACACAUAACAAGUUUUUGUUGUGUAUACCUUGCAUUGUAUUUAUAUGCAAAAUAUGCCUCAAUAAACAAAACUUUAUUUCAGAUAUAUCCGCCCAUAUCCAUAUCCACUCAAGCCAAACCCACAGUUUUCUAUGAGCCAUACACAAGUCCAUCACUCUGUGAAAUGGUGACGUCUCUUUCACUUCCUUUCUCUGUUAUUUCUGGACCUCUGCGUUUGUGUGCAGAACAAUAAACUUCAUGAUGCUGUGCUGGUAAGAGGAAAUGCUCGGCCACAACGGUGUAACUGGGCAGGGAGAAGAAAUGAUGUUUUUCACCUGCUAUAGAGCAGAGUAGAUCUGUACCUUACAGUGAGAAUCAAUAUGGAGUUAAAUCCUAGUAGCUCUUUCGUCGGGACUCAACUGUCAAUCUGACAGAAGCGAUACUACCUUCACUUAUGGCCAAUCUGGAGAGAAACAACAAAAUCCUGCUCGAUUUGGUGCGACAGCCAGGUAACAACAUGUGUGCUGACUGUGGAGCUCCUGACCCUGACUGGGCCUCCUACACUCUCGGUAUCUUUGUGUGUCUGAACUGCUCAGGGAUGCAUCGUAAUUUGCCUGCUGUCAGCAGAGUGAAAUCCAUACGUCUGGAUCACUGGGAAGAUUCACUAGUAGAGUUCAUGCGAGAGAAGGGAAAUUCUGCAGCCAAAGCUCUUUACGAAAAGUGUGUCCCUGCCUUCUUCUACAGACCGCAACAAAAAGACUGUGUGGUUCUUAAGGAUCAAUGGAUACGUGCAAAGUAUGAGAGAAGAGAAUUCACAGGAGAAAACAACGACAUCCAGCAAACUUAUAGCUCAGACGUGUUUGAGUCAACACUAUGGAAGAAAGGAAAAGACAAUAAGCAGUUUCUUAAGAGGAUCUUCCUGCUGUCCCGGAAAGACUUUACCCUCAGAUACUUCAUGAAAGAGGAUUCUAAGGUUGCCAAAGAUGUCAUCAGCAUGAAGGACCUGAAUGCAGUUUUCCAGCCAGAGAUAAUUGGUAACGCUCAUGGUCUGCAGAUCUCCUAUGUGCAAGACGAACGUACCAGGAAUCUGUUUGUUUACCAUGAGAACGGACAGGAAAUUGUAUCCUGGUUCAACGCUAUUCGGGCAAUACGCUUGGCGUACCUCCAGAGGACAAACCCCACUCGUCAAGAAAAUGAUUUAAUACCUCAUAUAACAAGAAACUGCCUGAGGGAGGGGUACAUGGAGAAGACCGGCCCAACGCAACGGGAGCCAUUCAAGAAGAGGUGGUUCACAUUGUGCUUAAUGAACAGAACGCUUCUAUAUUUUAAGUCCCCACUGGAUGCUACAGAGUUGGGAGCCGUCUUCAUCGGCACAGAGAGCCACAGCUACUCUGUUUCAGGGAACAGCGGCCGGAGCACAAGAGGAGGCCGGUGGCACUGGGGCAUCACGCUGCAGACUCCAGGGAGGCAGUUUGUGUUCAUGUGUGAGCAGGAACAGGAGCAGACGGAGUGGCUGGAGGCCUUCAGAAAGGUCAUCUCUCAACCCAUGACCCCAGAGGACUACGCUAGAGAAGCCGACUUCAGAAGGGGGAAAUGAGUGGAACCUGGUUUGCAAAAGUCCAGGAUGCAUUAAAAGAGAAAGUAUUCUUUUGGGACAUUAACAGACUGAAAUCUUUCCUUCCAAAAGAUUCUACUGAAAACCUGUCAGUGAAAAAACUGGAGACAAACUCUCUUUUACUGGCUUGACUGCUUGACAUCACUGACAAAUAAUCAAAUCUAACACUUUGCAGAGGCUAUACUAACUGUAUGAAUUCACACAUUGUAUUUAUUUAUAAGAUGACUGUAAUUAUUUUGCAAAUAAUUUUCAAGUUUUGUAGUGAUUUAGUUUUUUUUUUUUCUUUUUAAGUCAUUUUGCACAUAUUGAAAAUAUUAAGUUUGUCUUUAUAUUCACACACUUGCAUUUUAGCUGUCUGUAUAGUUCUGGUGAACUGAAAGAACUUUAUUUUAAAUAAAUUUACACAGUUUCACAGUUGAUUUGUGCUUUCAAUAUUUUACCAUUUUAUGAUUAAAUG